UUGCGUCGCCCUCUCUGAUCUACAGCAACGAGCACCCACACUGCUUCUUGUUGCAAUGGCUUGGGGUCCUGUCACUGCCAACGCGGUGCGGGACUCGAAGACAGCACGGCCACAAAGACUUCUUGCUUCAUUACCGUCUCUCCUUCGUUUCUUGACGUAUCAAUUCCAGCAUACCACCAUCCUCGUUCUUGAGCCGGACUUUUACGGCACACGCUCUCCCCUCAGUCUUUUGGCUUUCUGUCUUCGAUCUCACCCUCGUUAUUGAUAACAUCAACUAGCACCAGCAUCGACGCCGUCCACCACCCGCUACCUCCCAAGGAGAUAACUGCGGCUUCGUCGUUUUGAUGUUCGUCACUGCCUAGCUCGAUGCCCCAGCAACAAGCUUUAGCACGCCCAGGCUUGGCGUUGUUUUUGCAUGUUCCUUACGGGCCUGGGCAGCGCGUGCUGGAGUAUACCACCUCCCUCAGGUUCCUGUCUCCGACACGUUUCAGUCAGAUUUACCUGCGAUUUUUCUUGCAAACUUGGUUCACCCACUUGAUACACUCUUUCUUUGUGGACCACCUGAGCCAGUAUUGCCUCACGGUGUUUCCCUUUUUAUGGGCCAUAUCUAGGACUGUUCUUGCAUUACAAUUUACGCCUUCAUUUCCUCUUUCAGACUAGAGUCAUAGCAUUCCUAAAAGGCUCUUACCAAGCUCUUACACUCUCAUUUUUGUAAACUGUUUUCGUGAACUUUCUCUGAACUUUCUGCAUUGAAAUUGCUGUCUGCUGUCGUGGGUUUGGUCGAAGUAUGUAGUAUCUCUUUUGCUCUCCCUGACUUUGCUGUGUCCCUUUUGCUCGUCUUUCUCAACAAGUUUUGUAUUGAAGGACCAAUGUACAAGCGCCUGUAUUUUUUUGUGAACGAAUAAAUGUGUCUGUUUUCUUG
This is a messenger RNA of Coniophora puteana RWD-64-598 SS2, 922 nucleotides long. RefSeq lists its product as uncharacterized. The transcript has a single exon. The record is from RefSeq and is a predicted model, not a curated record. Lineage: Eukaryota; Fungi; Basidiomycota; Agaricomycetes; Boletales; Coniophoraceae. The coding region runs from base 56 to 265 and encodes 69 amino acids.